AUGCCUCAAUGGAUCGGAUCCUUAAGUAGCCAGAAUGGAAAUUCUCUGGCUGGUGUAUUCAUGAUUAACGGCGAGCCAUGGGUAUUCGAGAAGAAUGCUCGCGGCCAACCGGCGGCUCCAUUUCAACGGGCCCCGGCAGUCGUGAAUAUCCCUUGGAAGGAGCUCGAAAGUAUCCGACAGUCCCUCCAGACUCGUGAGCCUUUCACCGCGACUAUUAUGGGCUCUACUUUGGAGAUUGUUUGGUCUAAUGGUGUGAGGAUCACUGCCAACGUGCCCCAUUGCGACACCUAUGGUUACUUUUCGGGCGAGGGUGGCUGGCGAACGCAGUGA
Molecule: messenger RNA, 330 nt
Organism: Penicillium samsonianum
Lineage: Eukaryota; Fungi; Ascomycota; Eurotiomycetes; Eurotiales; Aspergillaceae
Exons: 1
Coding region: 1-330 (109 amino acids)
Source: RefSeq, a predicted model, not a curated record